GAGAGAGAGAUAGAGAAAGUGCGUGUGAGAGAGGUAGAUAGAGGAGAGAUGAGACACAGCAUCUCUUCUCAGGCACUAGCCGAAGAAUCUUCACGAGUGAGGCAUUGAUGGAUCUGUCGGGGCUGCAAAAUAAUUAACAUCAUUACAAUCCUGUAAAAGUCAUUAUGAUAUGCCAAACGAGGCAACAACGAAACGGAUGAUCCAUUCAUAGCUCCCCUUUGUUGCCGAUAUAAAACAUCAAAGAAGAAUUAAAGCAGAGCGACAACGCAAGUACGCAGAGGAGAGGUCUGACACCCUGUUUGGAGCGUCUUUAUUUUAUUAAUUUAAAUAAUGAGUUAAUGUAGGCCUUCUCACAACAGAGGGAGGCACCGUGGAAAUGUAUCACCAUGGAAAGGAGAGAAGACGAGCAUCCUUUGCUUUGAGUUAACGCUAAUGCGUCACACGCAUUUGUUUCUAUUAUUGUUUUAUUUUGUUCUCUGCCUUUCUCUUACGAACUCAAAAAUGUGGUAAGCUAUCUGUCGACUAGGGAGAGAGAGAAGGGUGUUGUCAGAAAGAGGAACGAGAGGAGGUGGGGGCAUUAAGAGGUAUUAUUUUUUGGGGGAAAGGGGGGACAGAUCGACACGGAGAAGGUGAAUUGAUGUACGAAAGCCUGCGACACCUCACUUUAAUGAGAAAUAAUCUUGCAAAAGAAAUGGCGUGAAACAUCAUCCGAAACAAGCAAAGAGAGAAAACCAGACGCAUCUUCAAGGGAGACCCUCGCGUUCUCACGUUUACCGGGAAUAUUUUGGGUGUGGCGUGUUGACUGUGGAAGCUGUCAGUCUGCAGCUGGCCUAUCAGGAGCUCUCAGGAGGAUGGACCAGAACAGACAGUCUAUCUGAGGAUGCCUCCCGUCCCUCCCCCUCUCUACACCUGCUCUCUCGCCUCUCACACUAUGCUAGGAAAACACACUAUACACCUCUGAUUUUGACCAAACCCCCCACCCCUCCCAAUACCUUCUUUCUCCAAUAACCUACUCAUUUCAGGGUAUUUGGAGGUCCUUUUUUUACUCUUUGCUGUCCACGAGUGAACUCAUAUUUAGUUUGUUGGGCAGAAGACCGGAGGACAUGUCCUUCUUCCCUGAGAGUGUCCCCAGACGUCCGGGGCCCGGUGGGAUGCGGCGUUCCAGCCCCCGCAGGAUGUCUGACCCGUGUCUGGUGUGGCUCCUGGGCCUGGCCCUCCGCCUGGCACUGUCCUCCUGCCAGCGGGCCGACCUCAGCGGGAAACACCCCAUGGUCACCACGGGCUACGGCAAGCUGCGCGGCGUCAGGAAGGAACUCAACAACGAGAUCCUGGGACCCGUGGAGCAGUACCUGGGCGUGCCCUACGCCACCCCGCCCAUCGGCGAGCGCCGCUUCCAGCCCCCAGAGGCGCCAGGCUCCUGGCAGGAGAUCCGCAACGCCACCCAGUUUGCCCCCGUGUGCCCGCAGAAUGUACACGGGGUGCUGCCUGAAAUAAUGCUGCCGGUGUGGUUCACUGACAACCUGGACGCUGCAGCAGGCUACGUUCAGAACCAGAGUGAGGACUGUCUAUACCUCAAUGUCUAUGUGCCCACUGAGGAUGGUCCUCUCACAAAAAAACACGAUGAGUCUACAAUGAACAAACCAAGGGAUGAAGAUAUCCGUGACCGUCGGAAGAAGCCAGUGAUGUUGUUCAUUCAUGGCGGCUCCUACAUGGAGGGGGCGGGAAACAUGUUCGACGCCAGCGUCCUCGCAGCCUACGGCAACGUCAUCGUGGUCACCAUGAACUACCGUCUGGGCGUACUUGGGUUUCUGAGUACCGGGGACCAGUCAGCCAAGGGGAACUAUGGUCUGUUGGACCAGAUCCAGGCUCUGCGCUGGCUCAAUGAGAACAUUGGCCACUUUGGAGGAGACCCAGAGAGGAUCACCAUCUUUGGCUCCGGGGCUGGAGCCUCCUGUGUCAAUCUGCUCAUUCUCUCCCACCACUCCGAGGGUCUGUUCCAGAGAGCCAUAGCCCAGAGUGGCUCAGCCAUCUCCAGCUGGUCGGUCAACUACCGACCCCUCAUGUACACCCAGAUCCUGGCUAAGAAGGUAGGCUGCAGCUACGGGGACACAGGCGACCUGGUAGAGUGUCUGAGGAGGAAAACCUUCAGGGAGCUGGUGGACCAGGACAUCCAGCCGGCCAGAUAUCAUAUCGCCUUCGGCCCAGUGGUGGAUGGAGACGUGGUGCCCGACGACCCUGAGAUUCUCAUGCAACAGGGGGAGUUCCUGAACUAUGACAUCCUGCUGGGGGUGAACCAGGGAGAAGGGCUGAAAUUUGUGGAUGACAGUGAGGGGGAUGAUGGCAUCUCUGCAGCCUCUUUUGACUACACCAUCUCCAACUUUGUGGACAACCUGUAUGGAUACCCUGAGGGUAAGGACAUCCUGAGGGAGACCAUAAAGUUCAUGUACACAGACUGGGCCGACAGGGACAACAUAGACAUGAGGAGGAAGACCCUGCUGGCACUGUUCACAGAUCACCAGUGGGUGGCGCCAGCUGUGGCCACAGCCAAGCUGCACGCUGAGUUCCAGUCUCCUGUCUACUUCUACACCUUCCACCACCACUGCCAGACGGAGGCCCGGCCAGAGUGGGCGGACGCGGCCCACGGGGAUGAGCUGCCCUACGUGUUUGGGGUCCCCAUGGUGGGAGCCACAGACCUGUUCCCCUGUAACUUCUCCAAGAAUGACGUCAUGCUCAGUGCUGUGGUCAUGACCUACUGGACCAACUUUGCCAAGACCGGGGAUCCCAACCUGCCUGUCCCUCAGGACACUAAGUUCAUCCACACCAAGCCCAACCGCUUUGAGGAGGUCAUUUGGACCAAGUUCAGCUCCAAGGACAAGCAGUACCUCCACAUUGGCCUGAAGCCCCGCGUCAGGGACAACUACCGGGCCAACAAGGUGGCCUUCUGGCUGGAGCUGGUGCCUCACCUGCACUCCCUGCAUGAGGAUAUCAACCCCAUCACCACCCGGCUGCCACCUGGAGGAGGAGGUCCCCGCGUCCACCGGCCUGGCCCCCCUGGGGCACGCUCCACCCGCCACCCCGUCAUCUCCACCAACCCCUCUGAACCCGAGCCAGACCCCUCCGAGCCGCCCCGCCGCAACCCGUUCCCCGACGAGAUUAGGGACUACUCCACGGAGCUGAGUGUGACUGUGGCUGUGGGCGCCUCGCUGCUCUUCCUCAACGUGCUGGCCUUCGCAGCGCUCUACUACAAACGGGACAAGCGCCACGAGCUGCUGCAGAGACGCCACCGUCGCUUGUCCCCCCAGCGUGGCAUGGGCACCGCCAUGGGCUUGGGCAUGGGAGGGGUGGGUGCCCCGUCCCACAAUGACCUGGCACUGAGCCAGGAGGAGGAGCUCAUGUCCCUGCAGAUGAAGCAGCAGAGAGUAGAGAUGGAGCAUGGUAUCGGCACGCCGCUCCCUUCCCGCGGUCUCCAUGGCGACCUGGAGCCGCUGCGGGCGCAGGUGGGCCCGCCGGACUACACGCUGGCACUGCGGCGGGCACCGGAGGACGUGCCGCUGAUGACGGCAAACACCAUCACCAUGAUGCCCAGCACUAUCAGCGGCAUGCAGCCCCUCCACCCCUUCAACACCUACCCCCCCGCCCCGGCACCCUCCACCACCCCCGGCCACAGCAACAACGCCCUGCCACACCAACACUCCACCACCCGCGUAUAGGACCAGGCAUAACCUCUGGAUCAGCAGAGAUACAAAUGAACACCACACAGACUGGUCCUCUCCUUCUUCUCUCUCUUACUGGGGUUAUCCUCUAUUCUUUUUCUGUGUUGCUUUUUUCUCUUUCUCCUUGUCAUUCUGUUCUCUGUCAAUCUCCCCAUGAGGCUGUGUUAUCGCCCCCUACUGUUGGGAUGCAUGGCUCAGUCUGACUCAGGCUGUGGGCUGCUGGGACAAAGACUAUCAUUACCCAACUAACACAUCUCAUAUCACACAUCUUCCAACCUGUUCAUAUGUCUGUACAAUCUGGGUAUUUCACUCUCUUUCUCACUCUCUAUCUUCCUCUCUCUCUCAAACAAUAUUACUGUUCUUCUUCUCUCUGCCUCCCACUCACUUCUCUCCAUGUCUGUUCCUAUAGCUCUUGAUCACAACGUUCACACAAUCCUCCCAGUCUCAUUUUCAUCCUAUUUCUCUCUUGCGCAAAACACUUCUCCUCUUUGGAGUCUUUUAUACAAACACAUAAAUGUAAAUGAUGUAUUAUUGAUAAAUUGUAAGGAUAUGAAUGAAAAAGGUGAGAUCCUGAUAUCUCGUUUUUACCAGCAUUCUUGGUGCCAAGUACUGUGAUAACGCUCUUCUUUCAAUGGGGUCCAAUGGACCACCUGGAGAGGCCCAUCCUGACUUGAUCUUACACAAGGAAUUAUCAUAAUCAAAAAAGUGCCAGACGUGUCAUCUUUCUUUUUGAUCUUUUGCAAUUUAUUUUUGUUUUUACUGCAUUCAGUGUUGCACCUUGGCUGGGCUUUACUCAAGGGGGAAAAUAUUAAAUAUAUCCAUGUAAAAAAUAUGAGAAUAUUAAGAUUUAUAACUGUUUUUUUUGUCUGGGAUCUUCUGCAUGAUUUUUAUUUUCUAAAUGGAGGAUGGACAUCAGAGUGGAAAUCUUUAAUUUUUCCUUUUUAUUUCCAGGUUUGGCCUUGAUUUAUUUUUUAUUUUUUCUUAAAGUACUUUCUUUUUGUUUUUUACAUCAGCUGAACUUCGUGCACAAGAGAACUAUCUUCUAUUCUGUAGAUACUUCAAAAAGGCUUUCAAGAGAUGAAUAUUGACUAUGAUUAUAACAAGGACAACAAAUAUGUCCUUUAUUUUGUUUUUUCAUUUCUUAUCACUGAGGCUGUUCCACAAGCACCUGCCGCCCUGAAAGACUGAUGGAAGCCCCCUCUCUCUCUCCCUCGUUUUAUUUCUCUCUUUCUCUCAUUACUUUUGCUGUGGAGUGUUGCACGGUCGACUGAAGGGAAAACAUUGUUGGACUUUACCACUCCAUCAGCUUGCAGUGUUUGUCCAUGAUAGACUAAUACUUGUUUUUGAAUGGUGAAAAUGUCAUACUUCACGUGGAUUGCCUCAAUGAAAAAAACUGAUAAAAUUCUACACAUUUUCCCGGGAAUAAAGGGUUGUCUCUGAACAAUUAUCUUCGUUUUAAGCACUCUCAUCCUCUCCUCAGUGGACUUUUAGCUACGUGCUUCAGGUUUCUGGAGACUGGGUAUGACUCUGUCUUUUCAAAUCUACUUCUGUUGUUCUGAGGGGAGAGGGUGCAGGAGGUAUGUGGAGGGGGGGGCUCAGACAGCCUGACUGACAUACUGUAGGUCAAAGGUGAAAAGCCUUGUACGCACGUUUUAGAUCUUUCAACCGCACAACUGAACACAGGGACACAACGAACUCUGGACAUUCAUGAAAAUAAACUGUUACAGAACAGAUGUUGAGACAAAAUACGAAAAACCUUGACAUCAAAACCAACAGCGACGAUGGAGCGAUGACUCUUCAGAAGAAGCCUGACAUGUCUCCGAUGCACUGAGGAUGCGUUCUAAAUCUUGAGUAGAAAAAAAAAAAACAUUUGAUAAACAUUACUCACAUAUAUACACAGAAAAAAAAAAACCUGGCAGGACUGAGUUCCCCAUGUUUUUCCUGUUCUGUUUCCUGUCUUGUUUUGGGAUGAUGAUGAUGAUCACACUGGGGUUAGACUGGCAUCUGUCACAGGGGCCGGGGACUCCGAAAAAAGAACAAAACAAACACCAUGGAAAACAAACUGUACAUUUUUUUUUAAGUGUAAGAGAACAAACUGGUAUUUGUAAAUAUUAUGUUUAUGGUUUGGUUUACGAGUGAACGGUGAAAUCUUUCCUUUGUGACGACAGGUGCAAAGUUCAGACGGCUGAUCCGUUGUUGUUGUUUGAUUCUCUUUCAUUUCUUAGAUUUUCAAGGUCAAAGUGCAACAAGUUAUGGGAACAUGUAGACAGUUAUUAACAUACAUGAAUGAUCUGCGAACUACAUCUAAAAUCCUAGCAUGAUCGAGUUCAACGUAAUAGCAGUAGGUAAGGGGAUAUGGCUCAGGUUUCUCUAGGGUAGAAAGGACAUACUGGAUGUGUGUGGGGUUUUGGAUGGAGGUGGGCAUUACUUGCACAAUUGUCAAUUGCCACAUCAAUCGUGAAGACAGAUUUUGUUUGGAUUCAGUUAAGAUGAGCCUUCUGCAUCCGUUAAGUGGCCAAAGAUAAGAGCUGCAUAAAUAGCAGAUUUCGAUAGAAUAGGGAUACAGAGAAAAGGAAAAUAGGAGAAUGGCCAAGAGCGAGAGACAGAAGGAAAGAAAAUCGUAAGGCACUGAUGGAGAGUGGUCGAGAUAAAGCCAUGGUUUGAAACUGUGCUCAACCCAAACCUACAGAACUAGGAAACUUGAAUCUUGAUGGUGGUGCUGUUGGUACUUGUUAGUGACACUCACUGUCCUGAGAUAUGACAUACAGUAUUACCCAUAGCUUAGAACAGGUACAGUAUGUUGUCAAGUCCUUUGUACUCUUUAGUCUUGUUUCAGACUCUGAUGGUUGUGGUUGCUUUGCUAUCCUUUACUAUUAUCUUGGCCAUGCACACUCUCUGUUUAAGUCAUUUUCUGGGAAUAUCAGCCCACCUGUUUGCUGUCCAUUUUAGAGGCCCAUGUUUCCAAAAAGGAAAAGUGAAAAAAAUACAGUAUUUUUCUAAAAAAAUAUAUAUAUAUAUGACUGAAAUUUGGAAACCAGGGAUAUGGCAGCCAACAGACUCUGGAAGCACACUCUCACCAAGUUUACACAGUGACACUAAAGUCUGACUUUGGCUCAAUGUUACAAAGAAACAUUACAAGGAUGCAAAUCUCUACUUUUCCAAGGUUCACGCUGGGUUGCCCAAAAAGGUUUGCACCUGUUUGUCUCUGUUUUCAUUUAGUCUGAAAUCAGCACUUACUGGAGGAUUAAGACACUGUAAGGAAGCAUAACGAACGGGUUUAAAGAAUGAAGUUAAUAUUUCUAUUUCAUAUAGAGGCUAUUACAGACUGUAUGUUGUGCACCUGAAAUGGAGAACAUUAAAAAUACAUUCUUAAACAAAUUAUCA
Molecule: messenger RNA, 7097 nt
Organism: Oncorhynchus gorbuscha (pink salmon)
Lineage: Eukaryota; Metazoa; Chordata; Actinopteri; Salmoniformes; Salmonidae
Product: neuroligin-2-like
Exons: 9
Coding region: 1104-3710 (868 amino acids)
Biological process (GO): chemical synaptic transmission; neuron cell-cell adhesion; modulation of chemical synaptic transmission
Cellular component (GO): synapse; cell surface; postsynaptic specialization membrane
Molecular function (GO): signaling receptor activity; neurexin family protein binding
Source: RefSeq, a predicted model, not a curated record